Helicoverpa zea (corn earworm) is the source of this 1659-nucleotide messenger RNA. RefSeq names its product tRNA-splicing endonuclease subunit Sen2 (gene Tsen2). The coding region runs from base 596 to 1657 and encodes 353 amino acids. Gene Ontology annotation, cellular component: tRNA-intron endonuclease complex. The transcript is spliced from 4 exons. Gene Ontology annotation, biological process: tRNA splicing, via endonucleolytic cleavage and ligation; tRNA-type intron splice site recognition and cleavage. The record is from RefSeq and is a predicted model, not a curated record. NCBI's taxonomy places the organism in Eukaryota, Metazoa, Arthropoda, Insecta, Lepidoptera, Noctuidae. Gene Ontology annotation, molecular function: tRNA-intron lyase activity; nucleic acid binding.
GUACCGUAGAGCCCUCGUAGAGCCAUACCAUAAGCAUUUCUGCGGAUAUCGGAAAGAGAAGGUGAUGGAUGAGAUCUUUAUUUUUCUAGUGAUGAGAAUGGGACGUUACGAUAAGUGUGAUUUAUAAUUUGAUUUCGUUACUUAGUAAUAUUAUUUGAGCUAUAUUUUUGCUUCACUUUUUUUUUAAAUAAAAUAAAUUACUCCGUUCUAAAAUUCUGUAUAAAUUAUAAACGGUUACUAUAAAUACGGUUUUUAGAAUAGGAGUCAUUUUUGGUGGUUCCUGUUUAAAUAUAACCUUAAAGACAAUGUAAAUAAACAAAAUAAUCAAAACUUAUUUAUCAGAGUACUUCAAGAUAUUGGAAAUCAUCGGAAGGUUGUACGUUUCAUGAAACACUUUCAAAUACCCUGUUGUUUAUAAACAAGUCGUAACGUUGAAGAGCUAAAAAUAAAUCUACUCACGAUUAAAUUGUUCGUCGUAUGGAUCCAUAUUUACUUUAAUUAGUCGCAGGUAUCAUAAUUUGCGCUCUACAAGUCUUCACUUGGAACUGACACAUUCGGCUGUAAAUAAAUUUGGGAACUGGCCAGUUCUUUUGUCAUGACUACUUUGCAAUCAGAAGAUUGUCAAACUAAUGACCUAAAUGACUCAUUUCCGAUGGCUAUUGAAUCAUUGCGUUUUCCAUUAGAUAAUUCAAUGCGAAUUGUGUUUACUGGAUAUUACAAUGGAUUUAAUGUAGAGGUAAGGUCUGUGGAAGAGAUAGCACUUCUGUACCACAUGGGAUGUUUUGGAAAAGGAUCAGCAUCGCGCUCGCAACCGAAAGCCGCCCAAAACGACGUUACGCCGCGCAUCAUGCGUAAGAGACAGUUUUUAAAACGAAAUUAUUGGUUUAAAAAAUUUGGUGGAUUCAAAGGAACUGCAGAAGCAGAUAAUUUCAUGAAAGAUGUAGAAGGACUUACUGCAAAAAUAAUUGGUGAUGGCGAAAAGAGAACACAGAAGGAUGUCAUCGAUUUGGUAUCCAGCGAUGAGGAUGAUGGGACAGAAACAAAUUCUACUCAUAGUUCUGAAAGAUUUCAGAAUCAUGACAAGGAAGACAUUGUGGUGAUAGUUCCCAACAGUGAGUCUGAGGAAGAAAACUACUUUGCUAAUAUGAAGCCAAAAUGUUGUUUGAAUAAAGUUAAAAUACAAGAAAAGCUUAUGUUGACUCCGCAGGAAGCUUUUUUUUUGCUUUAUGGCUUGGGGUGUUUACAAAUAGUGAGCCUUGACAACACUUUACUCAACAUUGAAAAGUGUUGGGACAUAUUCACCACAGCAGAUAGUAAAUUUGUAAACAAAUAUGUAGUUUAUCACUACUACAGAUCUAAGGGAUAUGUUGUGAAACCAGGAAUCAAGUUUGGUGGAGAUUAUUUAUUGUAUAAAGAGGGUCCUGGGAUAUCACAUGCUGAUAACAUAGUGGUUAUAAAGUCGUCUUAUAAAGAAGAUGACUGGGUUUCUAUUCUUGGCCAUGUAAGAAUGGCAAAUACAACAGUUAAGGAAAUACUUAUUGUUGAAGUAAUAAGACCUACUGAAAGUGUGAAGUUACCUGAGGAUUUAAAAUUGUUCAGCAUUCGGGAACUAUUAUUAAGCAGGAAUUUACCAGUAGUAAUAAAUGAAGAUGACUAAAA